This is a messenger RNA of Choloepus didactylus (southern two-toed sloth), 1780 nucleotides long. It is a transcript of the gene NTAQ1, whose product is annotated as N-terminal glutamine amidase 1. NCBI's taxonomy places the organism in Eukaryota, Metazoa, Chordata, Mammalia, Pilosa, Megalonychidae. The record is from RefSeq and is a predicted model, not a curated record. The transcript has 6 exons. Gene Ontology annotation, molecular function: protein-N-terminal asparagine amidohydrolase activity; protein-N-terminal glutamine amidohydrolase activity. The coding region runs from base 633 to 1235 and encodes 200 amino acids. Gene Ontology annotation, cellular component: cytosol; nucleus.
AAGAUAAUGGCGUUUUGGGGGACAUAAUACAUUCAAACCUGCACAUGGAUACACUGGAUGAUUUAUAAGAGAAAGGGAUGGGCUGAAGGCUUCAAAUUUGAAACUUAAGCUCUGUAUAACAGACGUAAAGAUUUCUAUUUGUGCCCUGAAAAAAAAAUCUUAUUUCCUGUGGCUGCAGACUUGAGAUCUCUGAAAACCAGACCCAGAGUCUCAUUGUGUAAAUCACAGAUUUACAACAUAAACUAAAAUCUCAACCUCUCAGGGUGUCUGCUGUUAGAGGCAUUCAAUAGAAAAGAAUGGGAUCCUGAAAAUUGGGAUGGAGACAUAUGGGAUGAUAAUAACGGUAGUGGGGGCAUUGGAACCCUGGAUUCUGCUGAGUCUUUGCAGAUAUACCUGUAAUGGUCUGCCCUGAGGGAACAGCCCACCACCUCCAGCCUACCCUGAGGAGACAGCUACCCAUCCUUCAGCCUGCCUUGAGGAAACACCUUCCUGAACUCAAGUCUGCCUUGAGGAGCCUGCCAUCCUACCUCCACCUAAAGAGAUUAACCCUUCAGUGCCUUCUAAACCUUUAAUCAUCUCCCCUGAGGAAGCCCUCACUCCUCUAUCUGGAGAAAUUAGUCCUGUUUCACCAGAUGAAACUGCAACGGAAUGUACUGAGUGAAGAAAAUAUUUGGAAGCUCUGUGAAUAUAUAAAAAACCAUGAUCAGUAUCCUUUAGAAGAAUGUUAUGCUGUCUUCAUAUCUAAUGAGAGGAAGAUGAUACCCAUCUGGAAACAACAGGCGAGACCUGGAGAAGGACCCGUGAUCUGGGAUUACCAUGUUGUUUUGCUUCAUGUUUCAAGUGGAGGACAGAGCUUCAUUUAUGAUCUCGAUACUGUCUUGCCAUUUCCCUGCCCCUUUGACACUUAUGUAGAGGAUGCCUUUAAGUCUGAUGAUGACAUUCACCCACAGUUUAGAAGGAAAUUUAGAGUGAUCCGUGCAGAUUCAUAUUUGAAGAAUUUUGCCUCUGAUCGCUCUCACAUGAAAGAUUCUAGUGGGAACUGGAGAGAACCGCCUCCAUCAUAUCCUUGUAUUGAAACUGGAGAUUCCAAAAUGAAUCUGAAUGAUUUCAUCAGUAUGAAUCCUGCAGUAGGAUGGGGAGCUGUCUACACACUAUCUGAAUUUGCACAUCGGUUUGGCAGUAAAAAAAAACUACUGAACUUGACACCUGGAUGUGGAAUCUUGGAAAGAUUCUAGGACAUAAGCAAUCCAUUCCUUCAUUUAGGACAGCACACAGUAUGGUACAGUUGGCUUGGAAUUAUGUUCUUUUAUUUCAAUUGAGUUGAAACAUGAGUAAAUGAAAUAUUAACUAAAUAAAAAAAUUUUUUGAUAGUCAUGUUGAAACAUGAUACAGUAUAUAAUUGCUAAGAUAUUCCCAAAUCCUCUGUUAAAACAUGAGACGACUUAUGCCAGUGAUUGCUCUUGUUAUGAUAGGGCUGUGGACUCGGAGCUGGCUCUUUGUGUCUGUUCUGUAUGUUUCCUGCCUCUCCAGAUGCUCUGUAAGCUCCUUGAGGGCAGGGCCGUGCCCCAGGGCUGUGAAUCUCUAAUGCUCACAAAAGGUGACCAUAAAAUGUUUGCCAGUGACUGUGCUGCUGCUUGAAGAGGGAUAAAAUUGUUAGCUGAAUCAGCCAUAAUUAGUCUUUGGGACAAUUAUAUUCUUUAAAAAGACUGCACCCCUCUCAGUCUUGAGUGUUAUGUGGCCUAUUUAUAUAUGUUUUUAAAUAAAAGUGAUUUAAAAUUAA